AUGUCACGGCAACAAGGGGUAGAUCGGAUCAUUAAUAAUAAUGCAGGAGAUAGUGGCAAUGGCAGAGAAGAUCUGAGGAGAUAUUUUGCCGACUUAAACAAUCGUGCUCUUGCAUUGAAAGAUGACGUGAUCAGAUUCAAUGAAGCAUUCAGAGCAGACCCACAAAAUCAAAUUAAUCACUUUGGGUUCCAUAUUAAUCUGUUCUGUGGUGUUUUCGAUUCAUUACAAGCAGAGUACUUUUCUGACAAUGUGACCUACUGUGUAUGCGACAAUCCCAUGUCUGGAUGCAACAACUAUUGUGACCCAAAGAGAAAACUCGAUUUUCUUUUAUCCGAAAUACUAAGGUUGAUUGGCGAAAGCUGUUUUUACUAUACGGACGAAAGAUCAGGAAAUCGGAGGAAAAGAGAGUUGAGACAAGGUAUAGAAGCUCUGCCUACAAUAACGAUUUCCAAGAAUCAUCUAAGUGAAGUUAUCAUGUGUGCAAUUUGUUUAUCUGAUUUUGAAGUGGCAGAAGAGGCAUGCCAUUUGCGUUGUAAUGAGAACCACAUAUUUCAUAGGAAAUGCGUCCAACGAUGGCUAAAGAGGCAAAAUCAAUGUCCCAUUUGCAGAACGUCAGCAUACUGA
Molecule: messenger RNA, 624 nt
Organism: Cryptomeria japonica (Japanese cedar)
Lineage: Eukaryota; Viridiplantae; Streptophyta; Pinopsida; Cupressales; Cupressaceae
Exons: 1
Coding region: 1-624 (207 amino acids)
Source: RefSeq, a predicted model, not a curated record